AUCAUUGAACUCCAUGGUUUUCAUAGAGAUCUCUUGACAUCAAAACUUCUUUCCUUACAUACUUCUCUUAUCCUGUGAAGAUGAAAAUUGACAUCCAUAAUCACAUUCUACCAAAAGAAUGGCCAGAUCUAAAAAAGAGGUUUGGCUAUGGAGGCUGGGUGGAGCUCCAGCACCAAGGCAAGGGAGAAGCAAAGAUGCUGAAAGAUGGAAAGGUCUUCAGAGUGGUCCAAGAGAACUGCUGGGAUCCAGAAGUUCGCAUUAGAGAAAUGGACCAAAAAGGAGUAACCGUGCAAGCCCUUUCCACCGUUCCCGUCAUGUUUAGCUACUGGGCCAAACCUCAGGACACUUUAAGCUUGUGCCAGCUUUUAAACAAUGACCUGGCAGCCACUGUCGCAAGCCACCCCAGGAGGUUUGUGGGCCUGGGAACGCUGCCCAUGCAAGCCCCGGAGCUGGCCAUCGAGGAGAUGGAACGCUGCGUGAAGGAGCUGGGCUUUCCAGGAGUCCAGAUCGGUUCCCACAUCAAUGAGUGGGACCUGAACGCGAGGGAGCUCUUCCCUGUCUAUGCGGCGGCUGAAAGGCUAAAUUGUUCCCUGUUUGUGCACCCCUGGGACAUGCAGAUGGACGGACGGAUGGCCAAAUACUGGUUUCCUUGGCUCGUAGGAAUGCCAACAGAGACCACCAUAGCCGUUGGCUCCAUGAUCAUGGGUGGAGUGUUUGAGAAGUUCCCUAAACUGAAAGUGUGUUUUGCACAUGGAGGUGGUGCCUUCGCCUUCACAGUGGGAAGAAUCUCUCAUGGAUUUAGCAUGCGACCUGAUCUGUGUGCCCAAGACAAUCCAAUCAACCCAAAGAAAUACCUUGGUUCCUUUUAUACGGACUCCUUGGUUCAUGAUCCUCUGUCCCUCAAGUUGUUAACAGAUGUCAUAGGAAAGGAUAAAGUCAUUUUGGGAACUGAUUACCCCUUUCCACUAGGUGAGCUGGAACCGGGAAAAUUGAUAGAGUCCAUGGAAGAAUUUGAUGAAGAAACAAAGGAUAAACUUAAAGCUGGAAAUGCCCUGGAAUUUUUAGGUCUUGAGAGAAAACAAUUUGAAUGACUGAAUUUACUGAAAAGGCAAGCUUUCAAAAAGAUACUUCCUUUUUUUUUUUGAAAUAUAUAUCAUACACAUAUUACUAAAAUCUUACUUUGAACUAUUUUAGAAA
Messenger RNA from Otolemur garnettii (small-eared galago), 1197 nucleotides. RefSeq names its product aminocarboxymuconate semialdehyde decarboxylase (gene ACMSD). Gene Ontology annotation, molecular function: hydrolase activity; carboxy-lyase activity. Gene Ontology annotation, cellular component: cytoplasm; cytosol. The transcript has 10 exons. The record is from RefSeq and is a predicted model, not a curated record. Gene Ontology annotation, biological process: secondary metabolic process. Lineage: Eukaryota; Metazoa; Chordata; Mammalia; Primates; Galagidae. Bases 81 to 1091 code for a protein of 336 amino acids.